CGGAAGCUCGAUGGUUGUGGGCGGAGCUAUGACGUCCUUGGCUGGGCUUCUGGGGAGGCCGCGGCGGGGAAGAUGGCGGACGGGAAGGCGGGAGAGGAGAAAGCUGAGAAGCCGCAGCGAGCCGGAGCCGCCGGAGGACCUGAAGAAGAAGCAGAAAAACCUGUGAAAACUAAGACUGUUUCUUCCAGUAAUGGAGGGGAAAGUUCCAGUCGCAGCGCUGAAAAGCGAUCAGCUGAAGAAGAAGUUGCAGACCUCCCAACAAAGCCAACAAAGAUCUCCAAGUUUGGAUUUGCCAUAGGUAGUCAGAUGACAAAGAAAGCAUCAGCCAUAUCCAUCAAACUUGGAUCAAGUAAGCCUAAGGAAACUGUUCCAACUCUUGCUCCAAAAACCCUUUCCGUAGCAGCAGCUUUCAAUGAAGAUGAAGAUAGUGAACCAGAAGAAAUGCCCCCAGAAGCAAAGAUGAGGAUGAAGAAUAUUGGAAGGGAUACACCAACAUCAGCUGGACCAAACUCCUUUAAUAAAGGAAAGCAUGGGUUUUCCGAUAAUCAGAAGCUGUGGGAACGAAAUAUAAAAUCUCAUCUUGGAAAUGUCCAUGACCAAGACAAUUAAAUGAUGUGUUUUGAGAUUGGGAUGUGGUUUUUUUAAGAUUGAGUGGUACACUAAUAAAUGAGAGUUUGAAAUUAGAGGUAAUUUAUGUUUUAUAUACAGAUUUCAAGACAUUUGCUAAUUUUGUAGAUUCAUGUGAUUAGCUUCCAAAGGUUACAGAUAAUAAAGAAAUCAGAAAUGGUACCUUUCUAAGAAUUGCAUAUUUUUUUAGACACAACUAUUAGCACAUUGAGAGGGAAACCAAAAGUUACUGUCUCUCUGUGAGCAGCUACUCCUAACCUCACUCCCUCAUUACCUAAGCUGUGUGGCUCCCAGGACCAGCAUUAUGGAGAGAGGGGAGUAUGUAUUGAGAGGAAAUCCUUACUGGACGAUUGACUGAAAGUAAAUUUAGAUAAAAUUGAACCUUUUUUCCUGUGGGCAUUUUGUUUUUCUUUUGGGUCAUUAUACAUUAGGUAUGGCAUUGUCAGUGGAUACAGACGCUUAGCUCUUUUAAAAAAAUUUUAUGUGAAGUAUUGAAAUAGCUCACUUCACUUUAAUGGAGUUUGUCUGCCCUUCAGUUGUCUUCAAAGAACACCAUUUGCUACCAAAGUAAAUCAGUAUUUUGAAUGUGCUUCUCUUGGUUUUUGUUCCUAGUUCCUGUAAGCAUUUCCACCAGAACUUGAGGCAAAUCAUAAGGAAGCUGUUUCUUUUAAAGUACAAACCACCACCAAAAAUCUAAAUGUACAUACUGCUUUAAGUAUUUGGCUGGUUUUUAUUUUUUUUCAAAGGUUUACCAAAAAGGCAUAACAUUGUAUGAAGAAAAAAAUGUGAUGCACUUUCUGUGACUUUGUAAAAGCAUUUAAUUUACUAACUUGUUAGAUCAAAUUUUGAAUUGAAUUCACUGCAAGAUUUCUUAUUUGUACAAUUCUACAGCUUAUUUUAAGUAUAUAUGUACUGACCAGUGGUUUCAAAAGCACAUUUUAAUUAUUGAAAUAGAAGGAAAGAAAAUGCAUCUUCAAACAUUUUCAUUAUGAAAUCUCACCACACUAUUCAAUUUGUGUAUUGUAGGGUGUUUGUAUUUUUGUAUUGUAUAUGGACUUUUUUUUAUGUGACAGUUAAACACAUCUUUAAAAAUAUCACAGACAAAAGAAAUGAUAUGAUUUCCUUGAAAAUUACAAUGUUAAAUUUGGAGGCAGCUUCAAAAAAUUUUAUUGGUGGUAAUUACUCACUGGGCUUUUUUAAAUAUCGUAACUUCUGAGAAGCAGCCUGCAGAUGUUCUUAACACUUUGUUCACUUACAUUUAAGUUUAGUUACCGAGCCCCAAGUAAAACAAUGGAAAUGUACAUAGCACUAUUAGUUCUUACAUGAUUUAAUUAUAUCAAGAUACAUAAAUUUAACUUUUAUGUAGGCAAACUGUCCAUUUUACUGUUUGUUAAAAUAACACACCUCUCCUACAUAGUCUUUACUUGACCCAAAUGAAAUAUUAACCUAAGGUCAAGGUGAGGAGAGAGAAACGACUGAGAUGAAUGUCUUUACUAAAAUACCAAUAAAUUUUGUCAAACUCA
Molecule: messenger RNA, 2150 nt
Organism: Nannospalax galili (Upper Galilee mountains blind mole rat)
Lineage: Eukaryota; Metazoa; Chordata; Mammalia; Rodentia; Spalacidae
Gene: Pcnp
Product: PEST proteolytic signal containing nuclear protein
Biological process (GO): proteasome-mediated ubiquitin-dependent protein catabolic process; protein ubiquitination
Cellular component (GO): nucleus
Source: RefSeq, a predicted model, not a curated record